Molecule: messenger RNA, 1441 nt
Organism: Purpureocillium takamizusanense
Lineage: Eukaryota; Fungi; Ascomycota; Sordariomycetes; Hypocreales; Ophiocordycipitaceae
Exons: 2
Coding region: 224-1324 (366 amino acids)
Cellular component (GO): plasma membrane; fungal-type vacuole
Source: RefSeq, a predicted model, not a curated record
UUUUUUUAGAAGCCUCUUCUUUCACUCACUGACUUGUCGACUUUUUUUUUUCCUUCGUUGUAGCUUCAUUUUAUUUUUUAAAAAAAAAGAGUUCGAGUCUACUUUCUGAACUCGUUCGUUUUCUCUUCCAGUCGUUGUCGAUAUCAGACACCGCCUCGAAAUCGCAAGCCCCCCCCCCUUCACGAUAGAAAAAAAAACGACGUCUACACCUUUACACCUCACCAUGGACGGCUACUUUCGGGACGUCGUCCCCAUCGACGCCAUCCCGCCCGAGGUCCUCAACGGCACCGUCCUGCCCUCGCAGUACUGCUACAAGCACCCCGACUACGACGUCCUGUGCGACCACGUCGGCGGCUUCUACUCGUACCGCGUCGACAUCGCCGCCAACGCCGCCUUCCUCGGCCUCUUCGCCGCCUCGCUGCUGGGCUACGCCGCCGUCGCCUUCGUCCUCCGCCGCGGCCGCGGCCUCGCCUUUGGCGUCGCCAUGAUGCUCGGCCUCGUCUGCGAGGUCCUCGGCUACGCCGGCCGCGUGCUCUCCUGGCGCAACCGCUGGGACGAGAACGGCUUCCUCAUGCAGAUCUGCUGCCUCACCAUCGGCCCCGCCUUCAUGGCCGCCGGGCUGUACCUGUGCUUGAGGCGCAUCGUCACCGCGUUUGGGCCCGAGAACUCGCGCAUCCCGCCCGAGUAUUACACCCGUAUUUUCAUCCCCUGCGACGUCGUCUCGCUCGUCCUCCAGGCCACCGGAGGCGGCAUGGCCGCCGUCGCCUUCCACGGCAGCCGCUCCGCCACCGCCGGCACCAACAUCAUGAUCGCCGGCCUCAGCUUCCAGGUCUUCACCCUCCUGUGCUUCAUCGCCGCGUCCGUCGACUUUGCCCUGCGCACCCACCGCCGCCAGAAACAACAACAGCAGCAGUACCAUAGCCAGCUAGACAGCGGCGCCGACAGCACUGGCAGCGGCAGUGGCAACGCGCACCACCUAGUCCGCAUGCGCCAGACGCUGCGCUUCCGCCUCUUCCUCGCCGCCCUCGCCCUCUCCACCUUUUGCAUCCUCUGGCGUAGCGCCUUCCGCGUCGCCGAGCUGAGCGAGGGCUGGUCCGGCCCCAUCAUCGGCAAGCAGGGCCUCUUCAUCGGCUUCGAGGGCGUCCUCAUCGUCGUCGCCGUCUACGCCCUCAACGUCUUCCAUCCCGUCCUCUGCGCCCCCGAGCUGUUCGAGGUCGGCGGCGGGCUCAAGGGCUUAUGGUUCUUGAGGCGAAAGGCCGCCUCCGGCCGCGCGUCGUCCGAAAGGGGACACAAAAUUGAGGGCUCCGGCGAGUCGUCUGGUUAAAACAGAACAUGGAAACAUGAGAUUUUAUACACGUUAGAAGCUUGAUGCAUAAACGGCAGGCACUGAUUCAUCACACAAGAACAAUAGACCACAUCGUGGAAAAUAGACUCAAUUCGC